This is a messenger RNA of Ictalurus punctatus (channel catfish), 4222 nucleotides long. RefSeq names its product calpain-5. The transcript is spliced from 15 exons. Bases 877 to 3126 code for a protein of 749 amino acids. Gene Ontology annotation, molecular function: calcium-dependent cysteine-type endopeptidase activity. The record is from RefSeq and is a predicted model, not a curated record. Gene Ontology annotation, biological process: proteolysis. Lineage: Eukaryota; Metazoa; Chordata; Actinopteri; Siluriformes; Ictaluridae. Gene Ontology annotation, cellular component: cytoplasm.
AAAAAAUAUAAUAGUUUUUAUUUUUGUACUAUGUAUGUGGCAACCUGGGAAAACCCUUCACAUGGCCAAAUUGUGAUGUGGAUUUAUAAACUACGGGUUUUCAGGAAGCUGCAAUAAAUCAAGUAAAUGGAAAUAUCCCUCUAAGUGUGUGUGUGUGUGUGUUGCACGGCUGGAGGCCCCUGGAGGACUCGGGUGUCACUGCCACGCGUUUGAUGACAACAGAUAUGGCAUGAUGGAUUUGCCAGGAGAGUUGGGAUGAGAAAAACAGACAGGGACGAGUGGUGAAUGAGCGAACAGACGAGAAAAAGUGAGAAAGACCAGCUUCAACAACAUGGCAUGAUGUUAAGGACAAGCUGUGUAUAGAUGGCUGGAUAUAGCUGAGCUCUGGGAGAAAACGUUGAAACAACAGUCAUCGAGACAAAGGAAAAGGAGUCACGGGGAGCCUAGAGCCUAUCCCAGGGGACUCGGGGAACAAGGCAGGGGACACCCUGGACGGGAUGCCAAUCCAUUGCGUGGCACAACCGCACACACACUCACCCACUACGCACAAUUUGGAAAUGCCAGUCAGCCUACAACGCAUGUCUUUGGACUGGUGGAGGAAACCGGAGUACCUGGAGGAAACCCCCAAAGCGCACAGAGAACAUGCAAGCUCUGCACACACAGGGCAAACGGGCUAGCCACUAAGCCACCGUGCCCCAUUUUAGACUUAAUAAUUUUAGAUUAUUUAAGAUGAUUGUUCAAUCAAGAAUGCAAACCCAAGUUAGUUUUUGGAACUCUCAAGGGGAUUACCCACUCCUGAUUCAUUCAGUUUCACUGCGAUGCACAUUGGUCUAAAAUGAAACCAUGAAAACUCAUCAACUCUGAACAUAAGGCUAAAUGAUGCCAGAGAGAGUUUGUCUGUUUCAUGGUCAGAACUAUCACAAGCUGAAGCGAGCAUGUUUGAGGCAUGGAGCACUUUUUCAAGACCCACACUUCCCUGCCUGUACUCAGUCAUUGUUCUACAAGAGAACACCACCUCCAGGACUCACAUGGAAAAGACCACGGGAACUGUGUAAAGAUCCAAGACUUUUCGUAGAUGGAAUCAGUACCAGAGAUCUGCACCAGGGAAGUCUGGGUAACUGCUGGAUGGUGGCAGCUACUUCCUGUCUUGCAACAGAGCCAUCACUUUGGAAGAAAGUCAUCCCAGAUCACAUGGAGCAGGAGUGGAACCCCAAGCGCCCACACCUGUAUGCAGGAAUUUUUCACUUCCGCUUCUGGCGAUUGGGUCAGUGGAUGGAUGUGGUGGUGGAUGACCGCUUACCGGUCAGUGAGGAUGGAACUCUGCUCUUCUGUCGCUCAGCCACACCACGGGAGUUUUGGAGUGCCCUGCUGGAGAAAGCUUAUGCCAAGCUCAAUGGCUGUUAUGAAGCCUUAGAGGGAGGAAACACUGCAGAAGCUCUGGUAGAUUUCACUGGAGGAGUAUCUGAACCACUGUGUUUGGAUGGAGAGACACUGAGCCAGCAUGGUGACCAAAGGAGGGUGCUGUUCCAGAUGCUAGCCAGAGCACACAGCUGUAAAGCUCUCAUCACAUGCUCCAUACGGCCAGCAGAAGGAGAGCAGGUUGAGUCUGUGCUGGAAUGUGGUUUAGUGAAGGGUCACGCGUAUGGUGUAACUGCACUUAGGAAGAUCCGUGUUGGGGAAAAUCUGUUACCUGUUUGUGGAACAUCCCGGCUGUACAUGGUGCGCAUGAGGAACCCAUGGGGCACAGCGGACUGGACAGGGGCCUGGAGCCAGGGGUCACAGGAAUGGCAGCAGGUGGGCCGCUGUGAGAGAGAGAAGAUGGGGCUGAUUGUCAGAGAUGUGGGCGAAUUUUGGAUGGAGUUUGAGGACUUCUGCCACUACUUCACAGAUAUGGUGGUGUGCAGGCUGGUGGAACGAUGCCUGUUCUGGCAUUUGGGUCACUGGAGAGAAACGCAUUGUUCUGGAGAGUGGACUCAUGCUCCUCUAGACUCAACAAGGCCGACUGCUUCUCGAUCCUCCAACAGCCAGAAGGUCUCCUCAGGUUCCCAGUGGUCUCGUCCAACUACUGCCCCAAGAGGAAAUAGGAAAGAAGAAAGGCUGAGUGAAAGGCAGCUGCAUGAGAGGAGGGACCACACAGUGAAAGAGAAGAAAGCUAAAGGUGAACAGAAAGCUGGGCUAACACAAAGAGGAAACAGGACAACAAAGGAAAAUGAAGAUGCGUUUCAGGGAAAGGAGGAAGGAGUGGUGGAGGAAAGUUGGGAGAGAGAGAUGGACAGGAGAAGUAGGUGUGGGGGAUGUAUUAACCACAGAAAGACAUUUCUUCAUAAUCCUCAGCCACAUAAGUGCCACACUUUCACUUCUGCUCCACGAUAUUCUCUCCUUCAGUUCAUGUUUGAGUUGGGAGGAGAGGGGGAUGAGGUGCUCAUAUGCCUGCAGCAAGAGGACAGAAGGAUGAAACGGAGGGAAGGAGCAGGUGAAAAUCUUCCAAUCGGCUUUGAGGUGUUGAGGGUCGAGGUGAACCGUGUGAGUAGGGUGCAGUGUUUUUCUGAGCAGGCAGCCAGUUCAGUCUACAUGGACUCACGUAGUAUUACCCUGCGUGUAACCCUUGACCCUGGGCGCUAUGCCCUCGUACCCACCACCUUCCAGCCUGGGGUUCCUGGCCGCUUCCUUCUCCGCCUCUUCUCACACACCCAUGUGAAACUCAGGGAGCUGAAAGAGGAGUUGCCUGCUCCCUCUCUGUGGCAGUGUUGUGUGCCUCAGCCAUGUGCUGUUGUUACAGUGUACCUUCACAGAGCCUCCACAGUCAGCAAGCCCAAACAUCCAGCUCCAGAUGUAUAUGCCGUCAUUAGGUGCGAGGAUGUCACUGUAAGGACACGGGUAUUUAAAAAAGAUGGAAGUCCUGAAUUUAACACUAAAGCCAUUUUCUACAGGAGGAAACCUAAGAGGAAUAUCUGCAUAGAGCUAUGGGGAAGAGGUUUGCUAUUUGACUCCUUCCUGGGAAGAGCUCAUCUCCAAACAGGGGCCACUGAACGAGGACGGACCAGAGUGAUUGAACUGCAAGGUGGUCAGUCUCGCGGCUGCAUCUAUGUAGAGACUUCAACCAGUCAGUGCCUGACAGACUUAUGACUUUUCCAUUGACUUAUACAGUGCAACUGAGCUAUUACUAAAAUCUGAAAACUGAUUAGAAAAGCCAGGCUUGGGACCAGACUUCUGCAAGUUUAUCCUUUACAGUCUGGUAUUGUCAUGCACGUGCCUGCUUCUGAUUGGUCAUGAGAGCUGCUGCUUUUGUUGAGUGGUAUAGCAAGUCCUGUAGCCUGACUAUGUGUACUUAGUGUCUUUUGUUGUGAUUGUAGGUCAGUAAUCCAUGUCAGUCUUGCGUUAGGUAGGGAACAUUGUAGCUAUCAAAACAGUCCUCACAAAAUGCUGUUCAUUAUUGGUGCUUUUGAAUAGUCCAAAGAAAGUAAAAGAGCAUUUGCUAUUGUAUGUUAGGCUUGCAGUUAAUUAAGGUAGCAUAAUUAUCUGCUGGUCAGUUAUUAAAAGCAGAAGUCACAUUAGGCCACGUUUGCUGUUGACAAUGAUGUUCAUGUAACCAGGCCCCUGAAAGCAUUUAUCAAUCAUUGUCUAGCUAAGAUCCUUUUUUUUUAAACAACAAAGAUCCUUUUUUUGUUUCUGUUUUCUCUGAAUAAAAGUAUUGUUUUUAUUCUGGGUAGUUAACAAAAGAGCACAUUUCCACCUUUCUGAUCUAGGAACUGUUGUGGAGUAGUUUGAGGUACAAACCAAUCUUAGAUGUCAUCACCUCUGAUUUACCAGAUUUAUAAAAUAUCUUUAACCAGUUCCCUUCAUAGUGUGUGCAUGUGUCGUCUGUCAAUAGAUAGUCCAAUAGAUACAAAACAUGUUGCAAUUUUUAACUCAUUUAUUCAACCUAUAAUUUUUGUAUUUCUUAAUGUUUGAUUUUGCAGACACGAGGAUGUAGUGGGUUGCAUUGUUGUUUCACAAGUCCAAGGUCCUGAGUUUUAUCCUGAGCUUAGGUUAUUGUCUAUGUGAAGUAUCUUCUUUGCACUUAUAUGCUGGUAGGUAAAUUGGUUAUGCUAAAUUGCCCCUUGGUGUGAACGACUGUGUUAAUGUGUGCGUGUUUGGUGCUUUUUGAUGGACUUUUUGUUGAGUAUGUUAUGUCAUAAGAACCAUGCAUAACUAGUAAUUCACACACACACACACACACACA